Molecule: messenger RNA, 1767 nt
Organism: Triticum dicoccoides
Lineage: Eukaryota; Viridiplantae; Streptophyta; Magnoliopsida; Poales; Poaceae
Product: xyloglucan galactosyltransferase KATAMARI1 homolog
Exons: 1
Coding region: 8-1639 (543 amino acids)
Molecular function (GO): glycosyltransferase activity
Source: RefSeq, a predicted model, not a curated record
UAGCCGAAUGCCACACAGCACAAGCACGGCAGCAACGCCGAUGAAGCCCUUCUCGCGUAGCCUCCAGUGGGACCUGGACGCCGCAGUCGACGACGAUGACGGCAAGCAGCACUCCGCCGACGACGGCGAUGGCAAGCAGAACACCGAGAGAGGCCUCCGGCGGCCGUCCCGGCUGUUCUACCUCGCGCUCCUCUACACCGUCUUCUGGGCGCUGGUAUUCUACCACCACUUCUCUACCAGCGUGCAACAAUCAGGCAGCGCGGCGGUGGCAGCGCCCACCGUGCUCCAGCUCAAGCCGUCGGCGUUCUUCUCGGCGUCUCGCUUCUUCCGCCGGGACCCCUGCGCCGGCCGGUACGUGUACAUGUACGACCUGCCGCCGCGGUUCAACGCCGACCUCGUCAGCGGGUGCCGCCGGGUCUCGGCCUCCUCCGACGUGUGCAAGGACGUGUCCCACGACGGGUUCGGCCCACCCAUCACGGGCGGCGGCGAGGGCGGGUCGCUGCCGGAGCAAGGCGCCUACGACACCGACCAGUUCAUGCUGAGCAUCAUCUUCCACGCCCGGAUGCGGCGGUACGAGUGCCUCACGGCCGACCCCGCCGCCGCCGCCGUGGUGUACAUCCCGUUUUACGCCGGCCUCGACGCGGCGAUGCACCUGGGAAACAACGACCUCGCGGUGCGGGACGCCCUGUCUCGGGACCUGUUGGACUGGCUGGCGCGGCGGCCAGAGUGGCGCGCCAUGGGCGGGCGCGACCACUUGCUCGUCUCGGGGCGGGGAACAUGGGACUUCCUCCGCAGCCCGGACUCAACCGGCUGGGGCAACACGCUCAUGACCUACGACCUGGCCAUCCGCAACGCCACGUUUCUCACCACCGAGGCCAGCACGCGGCACGGCAACGACUUCGCCGUGCCGUUCCCGUCGCACUUCCACCCCUCCUCCGACGCCGAGGUCACCGGCUGGCAGGACCGCAUGCGCCGGCUGGACCGCGCGUUGCUCUGGUGCUUCGCCGGCUGGCCCCGUCCCCGUGGCAACGGCAUGGGGCCCGAGCGCGCCGAGAUCAUCGAGCAGUGCGGCAAGUCGAGCCGCUGCUCUCUGCUCGGCAAGCUGAACCACUACGUGCCCGGCCACGCCAUGCGGCUGCUGGAGAGCGCCCAGUUCUGCAUGCAACCGCGCGGCGACGGGUACACGCGCAAGUCCACCUUCGACUCCAUCCUCGCCGGCUGCAUCCCGGUCUUCUUCCACCCCAUCUCCGCCUACCUCCAGUACACCUGGCACCUGCCCAGGGACCACCGGAGCUACUCGGUGUUCAUCCCGCACGGCGACGUGAUCGAGCGGAACGCCAGCAUCGAGGAGGUGCUGAGCAGGAUACCGCCGGAGAAGGUGGCGCAGAUGCGGGAGCGGGUCAUCCAACUUAUACCCACCGUGUUGUACCGGCACCCGGCGGCCCAGGGGGUUACUUUCAAAGACGCGUUCGACGUCGCCCUUGACCGUGUCGUCGACCGGGUGGCCAAGCGCCGGCGUGCGGCGGCCGAGGGACGGGAGUACGUGGACGGCGUGGACGGAGCUGAUAGCUGGAAGUACGACUUGCUAGAAGAUGGGCAGACCAAGGUAGGUCCGCAUGAGUUCGAUCAAUAUCUGUAACCGCAGAUUAAUUUACUUGGGUAACUCGUUCUUUUUUUGAACUGGUUUACUUGGGCAGUUUUGUUUAGAUAGAUUUACUUUCUUUUUAGUCUGAGAUGGAAAACAAGAAAAUAUUUUGGUCGAUUCAA